Molecule: messenger RNA, 504 nt
Organism: Budorcas taxicolor (takin)
Lineage: Eukaryota; Metazoa; Chordata; Mammalia; Artiodactyla; Bovidae
Product: major seminal plasma glycoprotein PSP-II-like
Exons: 5
Coding region: 1-504 (167 amino acids)
Source: RefSeq, a predicted model, not a curated record
AUGAAGCUGUCUAGCAUCAUCCCUUGGGCCCUGCUGCUCAGUACAGCCACACUGGUUUCAACUGAAUCGGAUGAAGACACCAGAAAAUGUGGGGGCGUCCACAGAAACUUCUCUGGGAGGAUCUCCAGCAGUUUCUCAUGGGGGCCGAAGUGUACCUGGACCAUCCUCUUGAAGAGCGGUUAUACAGUUGUACUGACAAUUCCAUUUCUCAGCCUCAACUGUGAUGAAGAGGAUGUGGAAAUCAUAGACGGGCUGCCAGACAGUACUACAUUUGGGAAGUUCUGCUCCGGGGGACCCCUGGUGUUUAUAUCUUCUUCCAAUGUCAUGACCGUGAAAUACUACCGAAGCUCCAACCAGCCAGUAUCUCCUUUUGAUAUAUUUUACUACGAGCGUCCAUCAGUUAAGUUCUCCAUCCACAGCUUAGUGAUCAUGCUCACACCCAAGAGUGGACAAGUGUUGCCGAUGAAAACAACCUUCCUGGAAGACUCUUCUGGAAUCAGCUGA